AUGUCUUCGGAAUCGCGGCUUUACACCUUUUCUCAGGAGACCAAGGAUCACCUGCGCAAGUUCCGCCUCGGGACCUCGCGGUCCAACGAACCUCAAGCUGUCAUAUACCAUAUCGAUAAGAACACCCACGAGAUCCGCCAAGACGACGACAAGGUUGUGUACAAGUCGCUCGAGGAGAUCAGCGACGACCUACCGGAUCACAGCCCGCGCUUCGUGCUACUGAGCUACCCACUCACAUUGCCCUCCGGCCGCCUAUCGGUGCCGUACGUUCUGAUUUACUACCUCCCCAUCACCUGCAACAACGAGAUCCGCAUGCUGUACGCGGGCGCCAAGGAGCUGAUGCGGAAUACGAGCGAGGUUGGCCGCGUAAUCGACAUCCAGGAAGCCGAGGACCUGCAGGAAAUACCGCAGAAGCUGGGUGCUGCGUGA
Colletotrichum graminicola M1.001 is the source of this 429-nucleotide messenger RNA. RefSeq names its product GMF family protein. Gene Ontology annotation, cellular component: actin cortical patch. NCBI's taxonomy places the organism in Eukaryota, Fungi, Ascomycota, Sordariomycetes, Glomerellales, Glomerellaceae. Bases 1 to 429 code for a protein of 142 amino acids. Gene Ontology annotation, molecular function: Arp2/3 complex binding; actin binding. The transcript is spliced from 4 exons. Gene Ontology annotation, biological process: negative regulation of Arp2/3 complex-mediated actin nucleation; actin filament debranching. The record is from RefSeq and is a predicted model, not a curated record.